This is a messenger RNA of Ricinus communis (castor bean), 1038 nucleotides long. RefSeq lists its product as uncharacterized. Gene Ontology annotation, molecular function: protein binding. NCBI's taxonomy places the organism in Eukaryota, Viridiplantae, Streptophyta, Magnoliopsida, Malpighiales, Euphorbiaceae. The record is from RefSeq and is a predicted model, not a curated record. The transcript has 3 exons. Bases 34 to 717 code for a protein of 227 amino acids.
CUAUAUCUAUCACUUUUAUUAUACAAAUUGAAGAUGUCUGCAAGAAUGGGUGCAUGUAAGGCACCUAUUUGUCAUCUGCAACGCCCUUCCUCUCCAUCUACACCAAACCCAAGAAACUCAAACAGCACCAGGCGAUUUUUCCUCUUCUCUCUUCCUCUGUGUGCUACUUGUGCUACUACUACUACUACACUUGUUCUUACUCAAAGUUCCCCAACUGUUAAAGUUGAACCCUUUUUAGCACUAGCAGAGAGCUAUGACCCGGUUAGCCAAGCUGAGAAAGAUGCCAGUGCUAACAAAUCUCAGAGAGUUUCUGAGGCUAUUGGGUUGCUUGAGAAAGGGAGGGAAUUGCAGGCUCAAGGUGACUUCAGUGCAGCUCUUCCCUACUUCACUCUGGUGGUUGAAAACUACAAGGACUUUGCUUUCUCGGAAUAUGCAAGAGUUGGCAGAGCACUGGCCCUUUAUGAGGUUGGAGACAAACAAGAAGCAAUUGCUGAGAUGGAAGAUGUUUCCAUAUCUUUGAAGGGUUAUCCUGAAGUACAUGCAGCCCUUGCAGCAGCCUUAUAUGUGGACAAGCAUGCACCCCUGCUAGCUGAAAAUCAGUUUACAAUUGCAACUCUGCUUGAUCCUCACUACACAGACAUUUCAUAUGUAAAAGAGACUAAACAUUGGCCUCCAAGUUUGGUCAGUUCCUUGAAACGCUUCAUCACUCUUUCCUAGAAAUGGGAAAUAUUUAUGCAAAGUUCAGAAAGCGUCAAUAGUACGGCCAUCCUUCAUUGUUUGGUCAAUAGUUGCACAUGAUGAAGCACAUAGGAACUGAAAAUUUGUGUUGACAAGAAACAUUUUUACAAUAUUCUAAUACCGUUUUAUACACUAAUUUUUCACCUUUUUAGUUUCUGUAUUCGGGUGCUCAUACCAAGAUUACUGUGGUAUAGUCUUGUCUGUCUAUAAUCCUAGACCAUAUAACUGUAAAGUGUUUUGGUAAAGCAGUUUAAACAUAAUGUUCAAGCUCAAGAUACAUACCAAUCUGUUGUUUGACAA